GUGGGAGGUGUUGUGGUGCGUGUUGAUAGCCUGGUGCAACGAGUGCGGUUGCAUGGUAACUCUGGUUGGGGUUGGAGAGUGUGAUCAGGCGUGGGGUGGGGACUGAGAAGGUGCUCGGAGGCCGGAAACUGCUGUUUGGCAUCGGCAAUGGCUUAAGGCGCAUCGGCAAUGGCUUAAGGCGCGUUGCAGAAUAUUUUAGGACGCGAAAUGCUGAUGAAAUGUGAAUGGCCUCGUUCGAGCCCUGGGGUUCCAAACACUUGUGUUCUCAAGGGAUGCUAGGCAAUGCCAAAUGACCACCUGCAGGAGAAUGGAUUACUCUAUUGAUCAGCCAUUCCGAGAGCCAGUGUGGUUAGUGGUUAAAAGCUGCAGACUCUAAUCUGGAGAACCAGUUUCAGGAAUCAAGCAUGUCUACUGGAAAACAAACAGAUGAAACUCUCUUUCCAGAGGAGUGACUGUUCUGUGAAGAUUUUUUAAAUCUACCAUGAAAAUACUGUGAUUUCAGCCUGCUUUGACAUCUUCUGUCUGUUCAGAAAUGUUUUUCUCAUUUUCAAGAAAAAAUGCAUCCCAGAAAUUAAGUUUAUUGUUGCUGGUUUUUGGUUUUAUCUGGGGCAUAAUGUUAUUGCGCUAUACUUUUCAACAUCCACGGCAACAAAGUAGUGCUGAGCUGCGUGAACAAAUCCUGGACUUGAGUAAAAGAUAUGUCAGAGUCCUGGCAGAAGAGAACAAGAAUAUAAUUAAUGGUGGUAAUGGAGCUGCAAUGGCAGGAUAUGCUGAUCUCAAAAGAACGAUUGCGGUUCUUCUAGAUGACAUCUUGCAGCGCUUGGUAAAACUGGAAAACAAAGUCGACUACAUUGUUGUAAAUGGUUCAGCAACAAAUACCACAAAUGGAAACUUGAUGCCAGCAACUACAAGCAAACGAGUAAAUGCAGCAAACAACAUAAGAUAGCAUACAAAAUCACAAUGUGCCAUUGGUUUAAUUCUGUUCAGAAUUCACUUUGUGCAGCUGUAUUGGGCAUAGAUUUAGUUCUGUCUAAAAUCACUAUGUGCAGCUGUAUUUGCUGUUGAUUUAGUUCUGUUCCACUGUGGAAAAGCAACACUUGCCUCUGAAAGUUUGUAUCCUGUUUCAACAGGGAUAGAUGAGAUAGAAGUCAAAGCUGUGCUGUACAGUUUCUUAUUUAAAGAUAUGCUGGAAAUAUAGCUAGUGUAGUAAGAUAAGUGAAUAAUGUGUAAACUGUGAGAUUAUAUGAAAAAAUUAUGAAGGAUGUUGAUUUAAUAUCUAAAAUCUAUUUAAAUAUAAAUCUAACAUAUCUUUUGAACAAGUGACAAAAUUAGCUUAAUCAUUUUUGUGAUCUGGUUACAAUGCAUAGCAGUGAAGGAUCAUGUCUCUGUUAACAUGAAUGCUAGAAAGUAAAUGUAUCUAAAGUACUUUUAACAUCAUCAUGAGCUGAUUGUAAAAAAUCAAGAUAACAUUGUGGAUAACAUUUUAAAAUGGCUAUCCAAAGAAUGUUUUUAUUUGCACUAUUGUGGAAUAGCUAGAGAGAGAAUGUAUUAAAAUACCAUUUAUAUUUAUGCAACAUGCUGAAGUGCAUAGUUACUAAAGAAUUAGGGCAGUUAGAUAAAAGAAACUAUAAUCUGUGGUGGUACAUAGCUGUCUAAAAUAUUUAAAUCUGUUUAGCAACUGAAGAUAAAAUAAGUAAUAGAAGUUACAUCAGAUAUUAAACAUUGCUAGCUUUUUAUUCAUUGAUUUUUGUGACUAUAUAAGUACCCUACAGCCUAUGAUAAAUAUGGCACACCUCUUAAGCUGUUCCUAAGGAGAGGAGUGAACUGAGAUGAAUGGAAGCCAGGCAUCUUGAUGCUUACUAAAGAGAUGUGCUAAAAGGGUGCACUCUGGCAGGUAGUGCUGUUGUGCCAAUGUCCAGUGGAUAUGCACCCAAGCCUUUUAUGGUAGACUUGACAACAAAUGGGAGUGAAGGGGAAUGCUGCCUUAUAUCCAUGUUAGCCUUACAGCAGCAAAUUGCAAUGAGGGUACACUACAUUCCAUAGUGUGCUUUCUGUAUCAUACAUUCUAAAAAGUGCCAGUCUGAGUUUUUGCAUUUAUUAUGGAAUGAUUUCUAAAGGGUCUAUUCAAAUAUUUUUUUGCUUAAAAUAUGCGGUGUAGUUUUCAAAUAGCUCUUAUUUAAAAGAAGAACAAGUUAUGUGGUGCUGGAUGAUAUAUUGUCCCAAAUGAUUGUCCCUGCAGAUAACUACAAAAGCUGGAUUGAAUUAAUUAAACAAAUAAAGUAAAAUAUGAAGUCAAA
Sphaerodactylus townsendi is the source of this 2297-nucleotide messenger RNA. It is a transcript of the gene CCDC126, whose product is annotated as coiled-coil domain containing 126. Bases 533 to 946 code for a protein of 137 amino acids. The transcript has 4 exons. The record is from RefSeq and is a predicted model, not a curated record. NCBI's taxonomy places the organism in Eukaryota, Metazoa, Chordata, Lepidosauria, Squamata, Sphaerodactylidae.